Molecule: messenger RNA, 663 nt
Organism: Oppiella nova
Lineage: Eukaryota; Metazoa; Arthropoda; Arachnida; Sarcoptiformes; Oppiidae
Source: the annotation of a GenBank genome assembly
AUGAAAGUGUCGGAACCUAUUUACGACAUCACGUACUGUUCCCUUAAGAUGAGAGAUAUUAAUAAAGACAGUAAUAUAUGUGCGGGUGGGUCACCACAAGGAGGUACUUCCACUUGUAAGGGAGAUUCAGGUGGACCACUCCAGUGUCGAUCAAACGAUGGAAAGUGGUAUCAAAUUGGGAUUACAUCCUGGGGUGAGCCCUGUGCUCAUAAAAGGGUGCCCGACGUCUUCACUAGAGUCGCAUAUUUUAGGGAUUGGAUUGAAAAUAUAACAAACAAGUCGUUUAACCUAGAGUGGGGUCUGAGAAUAGUGGGCGGACAGAGAUCUAAUGUAUGGGAGUGGCCCUGGAUGGUCAACCUCAACGUGGAAGUCCAUGUAAGCGGUCAAUACGUGGCUAUCAUGUCUUGCGGCGGAACUAUAGUCCACGAGAACUGGAUUCUAACGGCAGCCCAUUGUGUGCACAGAAGUACAGACCCGGCGCUAUAUUUUGCUUAUUUGGGUUAUAAUGAUUUGGAUAUAAAAGGUCCAGAUCAGUUAAGAUUAUCAGUUGAAAAGGUGUUGGCACACGAGCUCUUUGAUUACGACAAACAGAUCCAUGACUUGGCACUCAUUAAACUCAACGAAACUCUUGAUUUGAAAAAUAAACACAAAUUUUUACGACCA